AUGCAGGAUGUUGAUUGCAUGCCCUUAAGACGCUUAGAGAAUAAACCCGCAUCAGUAGCAAGGUCCUCAAGUGCUGUCAAUAAGUUAUUCGAGAACUUCACUCAGCUCAAAAUAAAUGGCAGGGAAAAAGAUCAGAGGCUUGAAGGGUACAUAAAAUUUUCUCCUGGUGAUACCCUCGAGAACGUUCGUGGUCCUUCUCAUGAGUCUCUGUCAAGUUAUCCCAUGGAUAAUUUACUGAAGCAAACAAAGGUGGCUUCAGUGGAUGCUAAUUCACAAGCUAAUACUGGACUGAGGAAAACUGCCAUAAAUCAGCAGACACUACAUUCUCAGCACCAUACACUGGCAGAGGUCCAGGCGAAAGAAGCUGAUGUGCAAGCUCUUACUGAAUUGACUCGUCCUCUAAACAAAAAGGAAGCAGCGGUUAUUGAGUUGAAGCACAUUAAUGAUGAUGUUUUAGAAAGUGACAAGGAUGGUGAUUGCUCUCUCAGUAAUUCAGAGCCUUUCAAGAAGCAAUAUUCUGCUGUACUCGUGCAGUUAAAUGCAGCCAAUGAGCAGGUUUCUUCUGCUUUGUAUUGCUUGAGGCAGCGCAACUCAUAUCAGGGAAACUUUCCACAAGCGAGGCCGAGGCCCAUGGCAAAUUUAGGUGAUCACGGAGGCCUUUUGAGCUCCUUAGAUCAUUCUACAAGUCACACUCAAGCAUCCGGAUCUUCUGUUAAUGAAGUUGUUGAAAGCUCAAGAACAAAAGCCCAAACAAUGGUGGAUGCAGUUAUGCAGGGAAUGUCAUCUCUGAAGGGUGUGGAGAAGAUGGAGACAGCUAUAGAUCAUGUGAAUGAUCGACUACUUCCAUUGGAUGAUUUUUGCAUGCUGGCCACAGACUCGGUGCAUGUUGGUUUGGCUUCUCAUGAUUAGUCGAUUUCCAUCCCAUUGAAUUCAUUGCAGUCAUCUAAUCCUAAGUUGGAGAAGGAAUCUGUGUCAUAUGGACAACAAAUCCCUUCAGAACUUAUAUCUCAAAUGUGUAGCUACUUUGUUCAUGAUUCAGUGUAAUUUUUUCCGAAAAAAUUGCAGAAGUGUUCAGAACGACAGUUUCCACCAGCUGAUGUUGCCCAGAUACUGAAUUCUGCCGUUACAAGUUUGCAUCCUUACUCCUCAAAGAACCUUCCAGUCUAUACAGAGAUACAGAAGUGCAUUGGAAUCAUCAAGAACCAAAUACUGGCACUUAUACCUACCUAGAACCACCCUCACACCUUUGUAAAUCUGCAAUGUAGAGUGAACCUGAGAGUUGUUUCAGCUUCCCUAUUCGGAAGCAGUAUCAUGAAGUC
Ilex paraguariensis (yerba mate) is the source of this 1319-nucleotide messenger RNA. The record is from the annotation of a GenBank genome assembly. NCBI's taxonomy places the organism in Eukaryota, Viridiplantae, Streptophyta, Magnoliopsida, Aquifoliales, Aquifoliaceae.